GAAUUAAAAGGCGACACGUCCCACUAAUAAAUUGGCUCCUGUCAUCUUCCUCACUCCCCCAUUAUCGCCCUUCUCUUGUUUUCCAUUCAUUCUGAGUUCUUCAGUUAGGGCGAUUUUGAAUUUAGAUUCAGGUGAAAGGAAGCACAAUGAGGGAGGCUGCGGCGGCGGCUCCGUCAAGCAGCAGCAGGUUUCUAACACAGUGGUGUCGGAGCCAGGAUCGGAGAAGUCCGAAGUGGAGCAAACAGAAACCAAAAUGGGAUAAGAUUAAGGCGCAGAUAGGGACUGCUUCCACUUACUAUUCCAGAAUCAGUACUAAUAUUCCUCUCUAUGAACUCCCCCAGGCUUCGUUCGAUCGAUAUCUAGAGGAUAAGCCUAGAGUUUUCAAGGCUAUAUUUCCAGACAAAAGGAGGAGCCAGCAACUCAACGAGGAAGAGUGGAGAAUCCACAUGCUACCCAUACAGUUCCUUUUCAUAUCUGCUCUUCCAGUAGUUGACAUGAGAUUGCGUUGCAAGUCCAAAGGGAUCGCAUACCCGCCCGAGGUUCCCACUGAUGUUUCAAAGGUUCUUGAGCUUGACAUUAUCAGAUGGGAGCUUCAGGGUCUGGAUGAUGUGGUGAAACCAUCUCAGUUCUCACUUAGUGUCAAAGGGGCUCUCUACCCUGAGAGGCGUGGACUAAGAAGCAGGAUCAAGGGCCACUUGGAGAUGAGUAUAAGCUUUGUUCUUCCUCCCGUGCUUGCUUUGCUCCCUGAACAUGUUCUUCAAGAUGUUGCGGAGUCGGUUAGUAUUAGCUAUAUUGAGCCUAACUCACACCCGGUCAGUCGGCCACCUCCUAAAGACCUCAAUAGGCUGAGGAUUUCUCUUCAUAUUUAAGCUGUUGAAGAUACCCUAAAGGAUGCAAUGUAGGACUCUGACCGAUGGAUGCCCAUUACAUGUUCUAUUUUCUCAAAUGACCUUAGUUAUAAAAACUACUCCCUCCGUCCCAAUUUGAUAGUCUCAUUUCUUUUGGGCACAAGUUUUAAUAAAGUGGUUAAUAAGUUAAAAGUUGUAGUUGAGAUUUGAGUAUAAUAAAGUGAAAUGAUAUGGACCACAUCUUUCUUUCCAAAAAGGGAAACAGGACCAUCAUUUUGGGACAUCCCAAAAAGGAAAUACAUGACUAUCAUUUUGGGACGGAGGAAGUAUACACUUUUUGUCCCCUUUAAAUUAAGUAGGUUCCAGUUUCCUACUUUCCGUAACUGACUUAAAUUUUUGCAUUUGGCGCACAGAUAUGUGGAUUUCUUUCCACUUGCAGUCCUGAAUCACUUAUUUGGUGAAAAAUCAGCUUUAAAUUGUACGAAAAUUGGCUGGAUAAGUGGUCGCAAAGACCAAAAGUAGAAAAAAGUCCAUAACUGUAUACCAAAAGUCGAAAUGACCUACUAGCCAUGGGACAAAAAAAACACAAAAAAAACUUUCUGAUGCAUGGGUUUGUACAUAUGAAAUUAUUAUGUGUAGGUUCUAAGAAGACUAGUGGAGAGCAUGAAGAACAAAGUGAAUGGUAGCUUGAUUGCUGAUUACAAUGAAUUCAAGAGGGAACUCUCAAGAGUUUAGUAUGAGCUGUUGUUCAAGCUGAUGAUAUGCCCACAUUAAAACAACCCCUAAUUAUUCAUAGGCAACAAAGAAGGGAUUGAGAACUCUUUGACUCCAUUGUAUAUAAUAUGAUGCACUUUUCAUCCUUUAACAUCGUGUAAUUUUCAAUGUCAAACCUAGUUAAAUAAUUAUUAAUAGCAACUAAACCUGAAAAGAAAAUGGCGUAAUAUGUUUUUUUUGUACCAUGCGGGCCAGCAAAUCCCCAACAGCUCUUAUACACGCUACUAGCAACCUCAGAGACAUUUGUCGGAUUUAGAACAACUGUCCAUCAGGGUUUUAAAAUGGUGUAAAAUGUUGCAAUGAUAAUUUGUACAUUAUGCUUGCUCUCUUAUUCUCG
Molecule: messenger RNA, 1959 nt
Organism: Cuscuta europaea
Lineage: Eukaryota; Viridiplantae; Streptophyta; Magnoliopsida; Solanales; Convolvulaceae
Source: the annotation of a GenBank genome assembly